Ilex paraguariensis (yerba mate) is the source of this 1266-nucleotide messenger RNA. NCBI's taxonomy places the organism in Eukaryota, Viridiplantae, Streptophyta, Magnoliopsida, Aquifoliales, Aquifoliaceae. The record is from the annotation of a GenBank genome assembly.
AACAACCAAAUCAACCUCAGCGCCUUGUCGGUUGCUCCGCUGGAUAACGUCGCAAAACGCGCACAACCCACUUGAAGAUUGCCUUUUCCAUUCCGUAUAGAGGAAGAAAGGAAGAUUUUUCAGUGAGAGAAAGAAUUGGGUAUCGGAGGGAGGCAAAGAUUGCAUAAUCGAUGGCAGAACACUCCGACGAUUUAGACCAACUUCUUGACAGCGCUUUGGAUGAUUUUCAGACCCUCAACCUCGCUUCUUCUGCCAAAAGAAGUGGAGAUAGGGAUGGAAGAAAGCAAGUGAGUUCUUCAAUGCCUAGUGGGGUUCAAGGGCUUGGGAUGGGUUUGCCUGAUCUGAGAAGUAAGAAAAAGGGCAAGCAAAAAGAUUCAAAAGAAUCCCAUGUUUCAGAGGCUCUUGAUAAGCUGAGAGAGCAGACUAGAGAGGCUGUUAAAGGGUUAGAGUCGAUUACCGGCGAGAAACCCAAUGGAGAGAAUUUGGGGAAUGAUGCAAUGAUGGAGGAUUGGGUUAAGCAGUUUGAGGAGCUUGCUGGGUCUCAGGACAUGGAGUCUAUUGUGGAGACCAUGAUGCAGCAGCUUUUGUCCAAAGAAAUUCUUCAUGAACCUAUGAAAGAAAUUGGAGAAAGAUAUCCAAAAUGGUUGGAAGACAACAAGGCUAAAUUAAGCAUUGAAGAAUAUGAACGUUACUCCCACCAAUAUGAAUUCAUAAAAGAUCUAAAUGAAGUUUACGAAAAUGAUCCCGGUAACUACAACAAGAUUGUUGAGCUCAUGCAGAAAAUGCAGGACUGUGGCCAACCGCCUAAUGAAAUUGUGCAAGAGCUUGCUCCUGACUUUGACAUAUCAAAUCUUGGCCAAUUAUCUCCAGAGCUGCUGGAUUCUCAACAAAAUUGUUGUAUAAUGUGAAGAGACAGCAUCUCUCUAUUGUUGCUUGUCUUUCUCGCAUUUUUUCAUAUUUGUUUCAUAUGAUCGUUUCUCAAAAAUCUGGGGGAAAUAAAAAUUGUGUCACUUGAACUAUGACAACUUAUUACCAUUUUUUAAUGGGUGAUCAGAUGCUCACUCCCACAGGCUUUCUUUGGUUAAUAGUCUGCAUGCACAUAAUUUGAAAUUGCGGAACCAAAGGGUUUCUGGCUGUUUGGAAAAUUACAAUAGGUAUAUGCAUUUGCUGCUUUUCUCGAAAGGUUGGUGGCGGUGCCACCCCCGUUUAGAAAAACUGAAGGAAUCAUCUGGUGUUCCUAUAUUGUGAUGUUGCAGUUUAAGGAGC